Nematolebias whitei (Rio pearlfish) is the source of this 2433-nucleotide messenger RNA. RefSeq names its product WD repeat domain 37 (gene wdr37). Bases 269 to 1771 code for a protein of 500 amino acids. The transcript has 14 exons. Gene Ontology annotation, cellular component: preribosome, large subunit precursor. Lineage: Eukaryota; Metazoa; Chordata; Actinopteri; Cyprinodontiformes; Rivulidae. Gene Ontology annotation, molecular function: protein binding. The record is from RefSeq and is a predicted model, not a curated record.
UAAUAUCACGCUUAAAAGGAUAAAGCCCGCCCAAUUCUGUUUUAGCUGCUGCGUGAUGACUGAACGUCAGAAAUGAAGGUGAUCGAUGUGGCAGCUAGCUAGCUGUACUAGCUUGUAGCUAAUUUCCUGAAGUCUGACAGCAAUGAACUCAGAGAGGCAGUGACAGUGCUGGUGAUAAGUGACAGGCCCAACCUGCAGCCAGUGGCCUUUGUUUACCUGCUCAUCAGGUACGGUCUGAACGGGGGAGGAGCCACACAAGGUAGGAGGGAUGCCUGUGGAGGGCGGUAGCAGCAGCGGCUCGACUUCGGCCUCACGUCACCCCAAGCAGAAGCGCAAGGCACACAGUUUGUCCAUCCGGCGCACCAACAGCACAGAGGACAGGCCACCUGGCGUCUUGAGGGGAGACAUGCUGGAGGGACAGGACUCCAAGCUGCCCUUCGCGCUGCGCAACAACCUCCUCGACCUCUUCAGUCAGAUCGAGCGCGAGUUCGAGAACCUCUACAUCGAAAACCUCGAGCUGCGUCGGGAGAUCGAGUCUCUGAACGAGCGUCUGACCGGAGAUGGACAGGUGGUGGACGGGGGAGAUGCGAGCAAGGCGGCCCUGAAAGCAAAAGCGAGCCACAGCACCAGUCAGCUGUCCCAGAAGCUGAAGACGACGUACAAAGCCUCCACCAGCAAGAUUGUGUCCAGUUUCAAAGCCACGGCCGGCUCCCGGGCUCUGUGCCAGCUGCUGAAGGAGUAUGUGGGCCACCGGGAUGGUAUCUGGGACCUCAGUGUGACCCGAACGCAGCCUGUGGUGCUUGGCACCGCCUCUGCAGACCACUCCGCUCUGCUGUGGAGUAUAGAAACUGGAAAAUGUCUGCUGAGGUACGCCGGCCAUGCAGGCUCAGUGAACUCCAUCAAGUUUCACCCCAACGAGCAGAUGGCCCUCACAGCCUCCGGCGACCAGACGGCUCACAUCUGGCGCUACAUGGUGCAGCUUCCCGCCCCCCAGCCCCCACCAGAUGUCAGCGCUCUGUACGAUGAGGACCAGGACUCUUCGGACAGGGAGGAGGGCGAGGUGGACGCAGACGGUCCCUGCGAGGUCCCGACGGUCCGAGUUGCCACAGCGACCCUGAAGAGUCACCAGGGCGUGGUGAUUGCUGCUGAUUGGUUAGUGGGAGGUCGACAGGUGGUGACGGCUUCCUGGGAUCGUGCUGCUAAUCUGUACGAAGUGGAAACGUCUGAACUGGUUCACACGCUAACUGGCCACGACCAGGAGCUGACCCACUGCUGCACCCACCCCACCCAGCGGCUGGUGGUCACUGCCUCCAGAGACACCACCUUCAGACUGUGGGACUUCAGGGACCCGUCCAUCCACUCGGUCAACGUUUUCCAGGGUCACACGGAUACGGUGACGUCUGCUGUGUUCACGGUGGGAGACAACGUGGUCUCAGGAAGUGACGAUCGCACGGUCAAGGUGUGGGACCUGAAGAACAUGCGGUCGCCAAUAACGACGAUCCGCACUGACUCUGCUGUGAACAGGAUUUGUGUCUCCACCAACCAGAGGAUCAUCGCUCUGCCCCACGACAAUCGACAAGUGCGGCUGUUUGACAUGAGCGGCGUGAGGCUGGCCCGGCUUCCACGCAGCAACCGAAUGGGUCACCGGCGAAUGGUGUGCUGCACAGCGUGGAACGAAGAGAACCAGAUGUGCAACCUGUUCACCUGCGGCUUCGACCGGCAGGCCAUUGGCUGGAACAUCAACAUCCCCGCUCUGCUGCAGGAGAAGUGAGGAGGUGGGCCAGCGCCCCCUCGCUGCCCUCCUAUGUGUAUUUACAGCUCGGAGCCCACAAGCGGCUCAGACACGCCAGCUCGUUUGCUGUGGCGUGUAUUUCACACGGCUCAAACACAGCCGAAGGACACGGUGACCUCUUACAGGAAGUAGCUAAUAACACCGAUGAGAUGAUGUUCCUCUGGAUUUUGUUGUUUAAUCUCUGGGUGGCUCAGCUGGUGGCUGCAAGGCCACAAAGCCUUGUGUUUUCUUUUUCUUGUUAUUUGAUCACAUUAGUGUGAGGCUGGUUCAUCCCGGGCUACCUGGACUUCAGACAGAUGUUCACUUUCUGUUUGCUUGUUGAAACAGCUGCUCUUGCAUGCAGAUGACCUCAGUUUGUGAACGUUACUCAUAAAGCUGUGAGAGAAGAAUUAAAUUAUUUAUGAUGUGCUGCCAACAGACUCCAUGUCUUAAACCUCCAUUGUAAGGGUUGAGUUUGACAAAGAAGUAAAAUGUUUUGUGUCUUUAAAGCACAGGUGGGCAGCCAUGUUGACUUGGUUAGUUUGAUUGAAACAUGAACACAGUACCUGCAUCCAUCACCUGCAAACAUGAUGGCUAAACACUCUAUUAACUAGCAUCUUAUCCUGAUGCUGCUCAGUAAUCCAGGUAGAAAAACAACAAAG